CGUCGUGGUGUCGUGUUUUCCGAUUGCACUCGACCAAGUAGAAGAAUUAAGUCCAAGUCCAGAAUUAAUUCGCUCGAGAGACAACGGUCUCCCGAGUCGCGGUGACGGGGAAUUUGCACGGGGCCUUAGUGGCCGGAACGGCAAACGUUUGGCCACAGUUUUGUGACCGCAGACGAAAGAACGAACUUGUAGCAGCAGCAGCGCUCCGCCUGUAGUUGUGUAGCAGAACUCUGGCUAUGGCAGGCUCGACGACGACGGAGACGACGGCGGUGGUCUUUUCUUGCCACAGACCAGCCAAGUGUUAGUGAUUCCGCGUGAAUCCCGUGCAAGAACCAUCUGAAAAGCGCUCGGCAGUACGCCUCCCGUGCGGGGCCAAUUUUUCUUUUCUCGUGAAAACCAUCCAAAUACGGGUCUCUGGUGUAGCGGCUGGUCGUGUGGCGAAGCGGGUCUGUCAGUGUGUGUGGCGGUGGUGGCGCGAUGGCGGUGCAGUAGUGAGAAGAAGGAUAAAAAGUGGAACCCGUUCAAAAUGUGACAAGCACGGUCCAGAAAGGGAAGCGAAGAAGCAGAAGAAGCACUUUAUUCGUUGCAGUGUGUGCUGUGUGCUGUGUGUUGUGUGUUGUGUGUGUGUGCGCGUGUGUGUGCUGUGUGAGCUAAACGGAGCAAAAGGAAGCAGCGCAGAGGCCACAGCACCACAAGAAAGAAGGAGGAAAAAAAACCAAGUUGCGCGGCUGUUGGUGUGUGUAAAGUGGCCAGCGGCGGCUUUCCGCCGUUGCAUGUUUUCUUCUGUGCCGCGGAGUGACCAUCCGGCGCGGGGCCACCUAUUCAGCCGCCAGCAGGUAUAUCGCAAAGAUAAUAGUACCGAGCGAGAGAGCAGCAAGCAAAAGGAGAAAAAGGAGAGAAAGAGAGAGAGAGAGCGAGUGGCGUUGAGUGAGCGACUGAGAGCAAAAUAGGCUGUGCGUGUAGGGUAGAAAGAGAGUGGCGCAUGCUAGUGCAAGUGCGAAAAGUGUCGAAGCAGCAGAAGCGCUAUAUCGCCGCCGCCUUCGACGAUCGGAAUCGUCGUCGUCGUCGUCGUCCAUUUCUCUAGCGUACACUACCAACAAUCAUCAGCAACAUCCGCGGAACCAGCCUGCUGCUGUGUGGUCGGCCCCCCUUCGCCAAGGAUUUUUACGGUGGGCCGCCUCCGUGUGCAGGUCUCGUGCGGAAACAGCAACCAGCAGUGCCAGACUAGAGGACGAGCCUCUAGCCAAAUGUGGACAUAUUCACACCUUGCAUCGAGUGCCACAUUAUCGGUAUCGGGGUUUCCGCUACAACCGAAACAUCCCGAUAAUACAGUCCCAGUUUUGGUCCCCCUACUGGCGCCCGGCAAUCAUAUUACCAUUGUUUGUCCGAUGAAAUUCUAGCUCCCUAGUGUGUCUUCGUUGUGCGUGUGUGCAUGUAUAGGUGUGAGCGUGUGUGUGUGCCCGCGUGUCUGUGCGAGUAGCACAGUUCUUGGUUCCUUCUUUAACGUUAAGAAAGUAUCUCCUUGUUGUGUUCAUAAGCGCCGGUUGCUGGAGUGUGCUUCUUGCUAGGUGAUUUCGAUUCCCCGAGCCAAACGCGAGUCUACGAGGGGGCGGCCAGCGACAGAAACAGGGUGCACGUACGUGAACGUCGAUAUUGUUCUCUGUGAGCUUCACACCCGGAACGCCUUAAUCGAUACGCUAGCGCAGAAUCGAGCGGCCGUGCAAAGUAGUGUGUCACGUGGAGUAGCAGGCGGAGGAAGCGCCCCCGCCGCGACCAGGCAGAUUGGGGAAUUCGGCCGGUAGCCUACGAUGACUCCCUCGCCAGAACUCGGACAGCCAAAGGCACCCGAUAAAGUUUGCGAUGAGCAGCGAGCAGCAGCAACAGCGACGAUUUCUGACGAUCGUGACAACAUCGAGCCGACGACCGAGCGUUCCACUGACGUACAGCACACCACCACCGCAGCAUCCAGCGAUAUCACCAGUGCCAGCAGCACCCUCGCGACAUCCACCGACGUUACGGCGGCCGCCGUCAUCGCCACCAGUGUCGACGCCACCGUAUCGACCCCUAGCCGCACAACCAACAUAGCAGCGAACAGCAGCUCCAGCAGCAAAAUGCCGACGACAAAUGUUGUUGGGGGGGCGACGGUUGGCGUUGUCCCGUCCGUAAUCAGUACGAUGGCGAUGUCGGCAGCAGCGACUACUACGACUACGACCACGGCGGCCUCUGCCGUGAAGGUAUCGUCAUCGCAAUCCUCCACAACAGCCACGGCCACGGCCGCACCCGCUGGCGGUCAGAAUGGGAAAAAUUCGUCAUCGACCAACACCGGCAACAACAGCACCAGCAGCAGCAACAGCAACAGCAACAGCAACAGCAACAGCAACACCAGCAAAGAUCAUCUCCCGGAAUCACCGCCAUCCGACCAGGAGCCGGUGCUUGUUGCAAUGCCUGAGGACACGCUGCAAGAUCUCCUGGAAGAAGCGUAUACAUACAAGUGCCCAAAAGAUCGUGAACACAAGAGUGCUAUAUUUAACGAACUGUUGAAUAAAGCGGAGCGCGAAGAUCAGGAGCAAAACUUUUCGUUCACGAGCCGUCCGGUGCAUAGCAAACGUUCGUCGGGAGGCCGUCCGACACAGGGUGGCUCCCUGCAGGACCUACCGGAAGCGACCAAGCAGGAGUAUGGUUACAGCAGCAGUGAGUACUGUGCGGUGUCCAGCUACUCUUCGAGACGAUCGGGCGGUGGUGGCUACGGAGGUGCCAACGCGGGUAUGGGUAUUGAGGGAGUUGGAGGUAGUAGCGGCGGCGGUAGCUCACAUGGUGCCGGGUCGCGCUCGAAGCGCCAGAUUUCGUCUGUGUCUUCGCGGCAACGCGAAGGUGGAAGUUUGCCUAGCAAUGUCAACCAAACGAUCAGCGAACAACCGUUCCUGAAGGAAGUUCGUCGGCCCUUGAAAUCCACGUCGAUCAAAUCGUCCUCGUCCUCGAAGAGCAACGACUACGGUGCGUUGCUUCAGUCAGCACCGCUGAAUGCGAUUACAGGCAGUGACUGCAGUUGGUCCACCUCCGGUGGAGCCAUCAUUGCCGGCGAGGAAUCUCAUCUGUUGGCUGGUGCCGGGAGUGGUGAGCUGUGCGGUGCCACCAGUAUGAUAAACGACCACCGGACGGUACCGGCGCACACGGUCAUCAAUAUGCACGAUCUGGGUGUGGAUGAACCCUCAACAUCCACCUCCGUCAGCGUCAUCGGUCACAAUCCGCUACAGCAGUUGUGUAUGUUUGUGUCCCAGAAUAAUCACUACGAGAACAGCGGAACGGAUGACAUCGAACUGAUUGCCGGCGGAGUUGGAGGAACAGCGUGUGGUAAUAGUAGCACUAACACUGCCAUUACUGGAUCGUCCUCACCAAAUGUUUGCUCCAUGGCGGCAUCAGCGGCAAUAGCAUCAGCCGCGGUAGCGCUCGGAACGGGGGCUGCCGGUCCGUCUACGACGUUGGGGUACUGUGGCAGCGGCACGGCAGCAGCAACAAGUGGAGGUGAUCUGUACAGCAGCAACGGUACUGGCGGUCUCGGAGGCAUCAACAGCGGCGGUACCAGCAGUAGUAGUGCUGCUGCCACCAACAGUAUCAGUAGCAGCAACAACAACAGUUCGGUUGGUCUCUCCGCGACGAAAAAGACGUUCAGCUAUCCAACACAACAGUACACGGCUGAAGCGUGUCUUGACAUCGGACAAACGUGUCGGGGAACCCGGCCUUUGUCCGUGCAUCACGUGGAUAAGACCGUUUCACUGCCGAUGCUUGAAGCGGUACAGCUUGGUUCUUCCUAUCCGUCCGUCAAGUGCAUGAUCGAUAGCAGCAAGAGUGGCGAUCAAACGGCGAUGAAAACGAUGCUGUCGCCUAGUAACACGUUCAUCUCAACCACUCGAAGCAGCAUGCAAUACCCAUCAAUUCAGCAAAAGUUUGACGAAAACGCAAAUUCCGUCUCACAGUUCGGUGGAGGAAGUGGUGGUAUUGGUUCUUCGACCAGCGGUGGCAGCAUCGGUGGUGGCGGGAACUCAACGGGGACGAGCAGUAGUGGUGGAAAGAAGUAUCGCAAACCGAAAUCUGAUCGCAACACUGUCGUUGUGGUACCGGAAAACAUUGUCGGCUAUCGGGGGCAAAGUGACAUUGAAGCGCUUGUAAAGUACAUCGAAAACGAUGGCAAAGCUAAACAAUCACAACAGCAUCAGGCCAGUAUCAGUAAUGGUGGCAGCGAUGUCUCCGGAGUGGCUGCUGCCGCCGGUGAGAACGGAAAUGGAUCCGGUGGCACAACGUCGUCAUCGAACGGAACGGCAACGUCCGGCACUACCGCUAGUACGUCCGGUGGCGUGGAUGCUGAUAAACCGAAGCGCAAGAACGAAAAGAAGCGCGAUCGGACGGCCGGCGGAGCGAAGCAAUUGAAGAAGAGCAACUCACUGGAGGAGUUGAGCAGCUGUAGCCGCAAAAAGGUGGAAGAAGAAAACACACGACAGAAUCAUGUCGAAAAGGCUCGUGCGCAGGAAACGGAUCCGGCGGUCACGUUGCGUAGUAGCAAGUCACAGAAGAGAAAGGAACAACAACAGUCCACCGGAGGCACAAAGGAAGGCAAUGCAGGAUGUUCCAACAGCAAGCAACAACAGCGCACCGAACGGCGUUCGUGGGGUACAGAGGAGUUGAACUUCUUCGGAAGCCAGUCCGUAGAGGCACAAUCGCCUUCUGAUGAGCCUCCACAAUCGAUCGCUCCGGCAUCAUCGAACAGUGCUAGUGGAAAGGUAGGCAAGAAAGAUAAGAAAGAGGCCAAAGAUCACCAUAAUCCUUCCAGCAGCAGUAGUGUCGUGGACCCGGCCAGUGCUCAGCAGCAUUCGACGACGCGGAAGCGUGACUCGUCGUUGUCCUCGCUUGGUGGAGGAACGCAGGGCGGAGGCGGCUCAAACGGUGGAGAGGGAUCAGAUUUCCACGUCGUAACUAAAAAGAAAAAAGCAAAGAAAAAGCUUCCGAACGCUGCUGGUACAGGUGCUGGCCACGACGAUGUGGCUUCGGGCAGCAAUUUCAUCGGCGGAGCUGCCAAUCGACGGCAGCACUCGCAUGGUAGUUCGGGGGGCAACGGUGGAUACGGACGCGCUAGUAGCGGUUCGACGUUCCCAGCAAACAACUCCUCUACCGGUGGUGGUAGAUAUCAUGCCAGCAAUCACUUUAUUACCGAUCGAGAGGUAUAUAUGAGUAACGAUGUAUCUCGGCGAAAAUCGACCUCUUCUGUGCCUCCGUCGGAAAAGUCAGACUCAAGCGAUGCGGAUUCCGUUUACUCGUUGCCUAUUGAAGCCAACUCUUCUCGAAAACAUCAUCGCCAACAGCAGCAAUCCCAGCAGCAACAGCAGCAGCAAAAACCGUCUAAGAAGCAGCAGCUUCCGAACAACACUAGUCAUCAACAAAGGCAGCAACAGCAAAGUGGUGGGUCGGCUUCAGCAACAGCGACACCACAAUCAUAUGCUGAAAUUGCCCGUAUACCGAACAUGACGACAUAUGAAAAGAGUGGAAUGGACAUUGGUAGCGGUGGUGGCGGUACAACUGCUUCUGCUGGUACUGGUGGUAGUGGAUGGCCAAGCGUCGCUGAAGGUAGUAGCCAAUCGAAAGACGGGGGUAGUGCUGGUAGCAGCAACGUGUUGCAAGAUCUCAAUUCGUCUGAAGCGUUCCCACAACUAGUCGAAUCACAUCAGUAUCAAGCACCACCACCAUCACAUUAUCUUUCAAAUCAACACCAACAACCGCUAUUGUCUUCGCAGCCAUUGCUAGCAUUGCCUAGCGCUGUUUCAGCAAACAAUCCUAGCAACUCAGGCACCACUGUACCAUACCAAGCUCAGAUCGUCGCUCCACGUGCAACAUACUCUCAAAGUUUGCUUACGGCGGUGGUCAGUACCAAUGGUACCGGUGAAGAGCCAUCGAUCAUUUCUACCAGUGCUAGUGGCAAGACAACAGGUUCUGCGACAGGAGCCAUAAUAAAUACAGUAGUUUCGACGGCAACCAACGAGAUACACAAUGGUCCAGUUACGACAAACAAUGCUUCGGAAGGUGGUAUUGGUGGAGCCACAAAAGCAUCCCUUCACAAGUCCAAAAGCGUCGAUAACAAUGAAAUUUACUACUCGAAUGAGCACUACCCGGCCCUGGAACGAACAAUUAAAGGUUACGGUCAAACUACGCUGCCCUCCGGAUUGUCUUGUAAUAAGGCGACGAACGCGAAAGGCACUAGUGCCGCUACUUCAGUGCCCAUUGCUGGGCUAAGUUUCGGGCAGGUGGCAGCAGCAGCACCACCAGCGCCACUAGCAUCAGGAACAGCAGCAUCACCACCGGCGACAACGCCCAGUGUUACAAAUUCUACUUCCGCGACGGUAACAGUAAAUUCGGCCCCACAAUCACAGCCAGUGAAUACCGUUGCGGCGAAGAAAGGUAAGGCGAAAAAGGAAACAACGGUGACGAUAGUGCCAACAGAGGGUACGGAUACUUCCGUCGCUUUCGCAGGUACCAUUGCUACUGUUCAGUCGUCCGUUGCAGGUAACACUAGCAGCAACAAUAUGCCGAACGAUAGUGAUACCCAGUCUCCAACGAUCCUUCCAUUCGAUACACGACGCGCUAUGAAUGAUGCUGAACCACCAGCUGGACUCUCUUCGAUUCAGUUUAUGCAAGCACCGCAGCAGCAACAGUCAUCCGAGAAGUUAGUUGCCCAGCAACAGCAACAUGUGCUGCAAGGAGGUGGCAAACGGAACAAAAAGGAUAAACAAUCGAAUAUUACGGCAGCAUCGGGUGCUUCCUCUGGCGCUGGUAAAGGAUCAUCGGGUCGCUCCAGCACUUCUACGGCUAGCAACAGUGCUUCGAAUCAUCUGCAGCCGAAUCGUCCAGCUGUGAUCAUGAUGAACGAUGGCGUUGAGCAAAAGUCGAAUGAAUUCACGUUUGGGUUCAGCAACGAUUAUGAACUAUUAUUUGGAGACUUUAGUGAAGAAGACUGUCGUAAGCUCCUUGAGGGUUCCACAGCAGAUAGCUCAGCAGCUACCUCUUCUUCGCAGAAACCCAAGGGCCAAAAACCGAAUAGCAGAGUGUCGUCUGUGCCAGUGACUUCAUGCAAUAUCGACGGUUCUGAUCGGGAACCCUCAUUAUCGCCGUCAUCAUCAUCAGCGGUAAUGAAUGAAACACGUAAUAGCAGUAGUACCAGCAGUACCAGCUGUAACUCACUCGGGAAACCGCCUCUCCAACAAUCAUCAUCCUCACCCUCCUCUUCGUCAUCCGUCUGUUCAUCUUCAUCCUCAUCGUCGAACGCCCCCAGUUACCAGAAGCUGCCAUUGCUUCCAUCACUCGUUGCUACACCACCACAACUCUAUCUCGGUGCGCACGGAAACAUCGUACCAGCAGCAGAUAGUGCAGCAAUUGAGACAACGGUGGCGACGGUAGUUUCAUCGACGACUGUAAUGCCUCCUCUACUCACCGAUCCAGGGACCGCUACCAACCUGUUCGCUCAUCCGCCACCAGCCGUUCUAGUUCAUUCAAUUUAUACACAGCCACCACCAUCGCUUCCGGCACUACCAUGUCAUAAUCAGUUUGCGCUUCCACCGCCAGCCGUCGUUGCAGCUACAGCAGCUGCUUCCUCAGGCGUUCAGCCAAUCCCGGUAGUGCCUCCUGGUAGCGCUAGUACUACAGUCGCUGUCGUAAAUGCUGUACCACCGCCACCAGCAGCAACAGUGCAGGUCGUGAAGGAAGGACUUUUGCCGGGAGCACCACCUACUCCUACACUUGUUGCUGUCCCUUCGGCUGCUCAUCUCAUGGUUCCUCCACCGGCAUUGCCACCGAUGGCAACCGCGGUAUUGCUCCCACACCAGGCCGUUGUCGUGCCGGUGGUUCCUACUGGCUCCGCUGCUUCUAUCGCCGAUGUUGCCAACAACAAUGUACUCGUUGCCACGGUUCCCUCAUCAUCACUUCCACAUCAUCACCAGCAAACAGUGAUGACCACACGACCGCAGGCCGCCACUGUCGGAGGAGGCCUGCAAAAUCAUAACAAUAACGUUGCAACCAAUAGUGUCACUCAGACGUACCAUGCCUCACAACAGCAGCAACAGCAGCUGCAACUGCAACAAACGACAGCCGAAGUGACCAACAGCGCCGCCACAAUUACGCCAGUAUCACCAACAUCCCAGAUGGUGACGACAGUGGAAGCAUCAGCGCAGACGAUCAAUUCGAACAAUGCUGCAGGUAUACAGGAAACGAAAGGAGGAACCACUGUCGCCCCCGUUACUUCCGGUGCAUCGGCUACCCCGAUACCGGUACGUCUGGACAAGAAGAAGGAACUAAAUCUACGCUUCGUUGAACCGGAACAGGUACACAGUAUCGAUUAUAAUCACGAUAAGAUAGUGUUCUUUGUUGGAACAGCCUGGGAAGAUGCUAUCUGUGGUAGCAAUGGUACCGCCAAAUACUACGAAGGGCAGUAAAAGUUGUUAAUGCUGUGCAAUGAUUGAAACAGCAGUCUCUCUGCGUAAUAGAGAGUGUCAUCGUGGGUCAGCCGCCGAGCAUUGCUCCUGUAAUAUUUGAUAGUGCUGAAUGUAAUGCGCGCCAGACGACUUCCCGCUUUGCUAGUUCCCCGACACGCUCGUAUCGGCUGGUAUCGUCAAACGAAUUUAUCGCCGUUUGGUAAGGGCGCGUGGGGAAAGGGGAGCACAUCACAUGCUCGCUAGGGCGGGGAAGGUGAUGUCUACAUCUGGAUGCUUUCCCGAUACUCAAGAAAAGCGACGCAAUGAAUGCAUGGUGAGGAAGAGCUUCUUUAAGUUAAGGUUUUUCGGUUAUUCUACUCCGCGAGCGUUAGUCAACGUUAGUAAACGCGCGCGUACAUGUGUAGCCAGCCGCAUUCUUUCUUGCAGAUUAGUGGCUAGUGUUAUAUCGCUCAGAGCAUAAGUUAAUAGAAUCGAAGAGGAGUAAAACAUCUAGAUCAGUAGUUUAGAAUAUCGGUAUCGAAGUGUGUGAAUUCCGCGAAUGUGUUAUUCGACAGAGAAAAACAAAAUAGUUGAGAGAGACAGAGAGAGAGAGAGAGAGAGAGAGAGAAAGAGAGAGAGAUAGAGAGAGCGAAUUAGAGAUGCAAAGCAUAUUAUGGUGUGCUGACAAGCAAAUAAAACAGUCAGCCACCCACCAGCAAAGCAACGCGCAGUGGAACGUGCCAAGCUGUCAUUCGUUCGUUCAGGUUAUUAAGCAUUAUUCAAGCAUUAAAACACAAAUGCCACGCUGAUCAGUUUCCCAGUUACGUUUCCCUUCAUAAUCGUCUCGCCUAUACUACUGCCUAUUGGGUACUGACACUUUCGGAUAGUUCAGUGUUUGUGGGCUGUCUUUUGUGGCUUUCGGUUUGCUGCACGGUAUUUUUUAAACUGUCAAUCAGGGUUAUCAAGUUGCUAAGAGCGUUCCUUUGAGCCGCGUUAAAGUCAUGUGCACGUGAGUUACCUUUGUUUCCUUUAUUCGUUCCGCUAGCAGAGAUCGUUUCAUCCUACUUACGAAAGUACGACAUUUUAUACCAUCGCGUGAUAAUUUGUUUGUGUUUUUUCGCUCUUCGCGUAUUGUUUGAUGCGUGUAAAUUCUCUUUGUUUUGUUUCACCAUUUAUCAAGCAAACAUAACAUCAAGAACCGGAUUGCUCUGCCGAUGCGCGUCGUCUCAGGCGACUAGUUUUUUUUCUUUCGUUAAAUAGUAUCACCAAGAAGUAUGAAAUGCUUAUUCAGGACACUGUUGUGUACUAUUCGAUCGGAAUCGCGAAGUUGAAACUGAUUAGCAUGUGAAUACCUGAGCGCGGUAAGGAUAGCGAGUGUAGAAGUAAUGAAACAAGCAGCGGUCAGGUGUUGCAGUGUGUAAUCUGCAGAGUUAUUGGUAGCACCUAUGUGAUCAGUCACACACUGCACCGAACAGUCAUGAUCAAUCAGAGAUAACGGUUGCACCAUCUGCUGCUUGCGCAGUACAUCACGUAGUGCGUGGUAUGAAUGAGUAAAUGUAAUCGGAUAAAUGCGUAUGAAUGGAUUCGAGACUUUGAGGUAGCAAUCAUUUUGCAAUAGCAGACGCGUAAGAUCGGAAAUACGAUCAUGGGCGAUACGUACCGGGGACGACGAGAGAGGUAUUGUCAAACUAGAGGGUCUGCUAAGAAUGUACAUUGGCAUGUAUGUGUGUGCGUGUGUUCGCGAGAGAUGUAAUAUAGCGUGCAUAAAUUAUUACAAACAAAAAUAAAAAGGAAUAAAAAAAUGGUAAUGUAACAACCAAUGUGAUUUUAGUAUCUAAUCGAAAAAGUAAAGAUGCAGAACAGAAGAAUGAUAUCUAUACAUAAAAAUACAUAAAUCUAUACUUAUAAAUUUAUAUAUAUAGCUAUAUAUAAAUUUAUAUUUAUAUAUUUAUAUAUAAAUUUAUAUUUAGGUGUAGUUGGGCGAAAAGAAACCAAACAAACUUAGCGAGACCAGAAACUAAAAAUCAGAACUAAAAAAAAGAUAAAAAGCAAGGUGGAUAGGUACCACCACCAAAGGAUUAAAGGAUCAUCAUAUAAUAUACUUUUAGCAGUUUCUUUCGUCAGUUCCGCUUGCUCAGUUCGUGCAUAUAGGAUUAGAUGGAUGCCGUUUCCCAUGCUCUCAGUUUGUUUAGUUAACAUAACCACUGUCGCCAAGUUCUUCGCGGCGCCAUCGAUUGUCACCACGCGUCCCCCUUACUAUCCGCAUCCAUCGUUGUCGAACACAGGGCCCCGAAAAGAAGCAAAGGGGCAUUCUAAUGUUAAGUAGUUUAAGAUACAUAAUUUGUGUUCGUAUUUUGUCGUUCGCAUGAUAUACGCCUGAUCACAACCACGGGAAAUGAGUGAAUGGCAAUGCUUGUAACGUGUAAAAGUAUGAAUGCGAUCACCGCUAGCAAGGAUGCCCGAGUCAGAGUAUAAUAACGACAGCAGAGAGCCAUUAAAGUAUGGAUUGGAUGAUUGAUUAGUUAAGCUGUAUUAAAUGUGACGGCAGGACGAGUGUCACCUGAAUGAAUGUAUCUACUCAUCAUCAGGAAAUACCAAAAGCUAGACGACACAUUCUACGCUUCCGGUGACAGAAAUCAACAAGGAAAAAAUGAAAGAAUAAAAAAAAAAUACAAUCCAUGGACUGCGGAAGCUUGUAAGAGGACAGUAUAAUCAUCUAAUAACUGUAUUUAAGAGCUAUUAUUUACUAAGUUUCAUGUCAGUAGCGCAUACAUAUGUAAAGUAACGUGUGCCCACUUCUGCGUUAUGGAAAAGCAAGGUUGCUAAAAGACGGGAAAUGAGACGGAAUGAAAGAAGAGAAAUGUGCUGUAAAAGAGGAAUAUAGACAUGAAACUUAAUAUUUAGUGAGUUCCGAUCUUUGUGCGCGGGAAUGAGCAAAACAUAUGGAAAUCACAGCAAAAAACAGACUUAAAGUUUAUGCGAGAAACGAGCGAGAACGAAAAGAAACUAACGAUGGAUACUAACCGUAAAUAGGAUGAAAACAACAACCGUUUACCGCCUCUCCUAGUGAGAACUGCCAAUCUGUUCGGAUGAGAAAAAAAUUACAGCAAAAAGUGCAGCUCUAUGGCCACUGUGGAGAUAGUAUAGCUGGGUGAUAAGGAGUCUGAUUGCGACUAAAGCUUAAAUUAAUGAAUAGUCACUAGAAAACCUAGGAAAAGCGGAACUAAUGAAAGCAAACAGGCGACGUAAAAAUGCAAAAAAAAUACUAAAAUCCAGUGCCAGUAUGUUCUGGCCACAAAAACACUAGGAAUGAUUGAGUUAAGGAAAUGCAUAUGUGCGUGAUGUGUGUUGAUGGAAAGAGAGAGAUAGUGAGAGAAAGAAGAAGAAAAGAGAGAGAGAGAGAGAGAGAGAGAAAGAGAGAGAGAAAGACAGAGGGGGGGGGGAGAUAACAGUCAAGAAAGGAGAAAAAUGAGGAGAAAGGAACCAAUCAUGCUCAUCAAAUGGUUACAAAAUUGUAACAUAACAACAGCCGAGAACAUUAAAAAAAGGAUAAAACUAAUUCCAGUGACUGUUUAGGAUAUCAUACGUGCAUUGAUACAGACACACAUUCUCACGCACAUACACAUACUCAUACACCUUUCAUACACGCUUGGGUGUGUUUUCGCGUGUAGAAUGCUGCGCUUUAAACUAAGCAACCAAUAAAAAAGAGUACAUAUAAACACACUCACUACAAACAAAACUUAACAAAAGCGCGCGUUGCAUUAGAUAGUUUCGGAAAAAGCGAAUAAAACAAGGAUGGCCACGAGCAUUGUACUAAAUUACGAAAACACACAAGAGAGUAAACAGAAAAACAGUUUUCGCAUCUUCAUAACACAAAACGUGUUUGUUGCGGAACUCCGGCACACAAGGGUUGGUGUAAGAAAGAAGGAAUGUUCAGGAACAGCGCAGGGAAAAGCUGGGCCUGUUGCAAGAUUUUCAAUCGAAUCCAAACACAGCUUCGGCGUCAGGAGAUAUCCUGCAGGCUGUUAACAAGGAGAGGUAAUAAGCGAAGACUCACUCACAAUAAAACGCGAGACCGAAAGAGAAAGGCUGGUACGCCGAAGCAUACAGGUGCAAAAAUAAGGGAAGGAGCGCUUAGAAGGCGUCGAACAAUUCGCUAGGAAAGGAUAAGCGAAAUCGUAAGAAAAAGGAGCGGGUGAAAGGAGGAAGAAGAAUGUGGUAGAGGGCAAGCGGGAUAAUGGAGAAAAUAAAGAAACAAGAGCAAAAAAAUGAAACAAAAAGAUUAAUAAUCAUGCUCGUUUGCGAAUUGCAAAGCCGAAUAGGGUUACUCAAGCAGAACAAACACAAAGCGAAGAAGAAGUAGAACGUCUGUCCUUGUCUGGUGUUGCCAAUAGAAGUGCAUUUGCCAUCCUUACCUGCCCCGUAUUCUUACGUCGAGUAAAGCAUAGACCCUAGCAGACUGUGCUGCUGCUACGCAACGCAUGACUACUAGUGGUCAACGUUACAGCUGCUGAUGGUUGGUUGGGUAUCUUGUGAACCAUGGAGCAUGUUGUUACCUGCACGUAGGGCAUAGAACCGCAGAACAACUAAUGCGAUCCACACACAGACAUUGGGCUAGCUAGCCAUUGUUUUUUCACAAAAAUGAGCCACUUAUGAUCGGUGGUAUGGAAUAAAAAGUAAAAAGUCUAUAAAAAAAAACUAUUAACAGCAAAAAUCGCUUCGAUCAAUAAAUCCAUUGUUUUGUGGUCCACCUGGUUAUGUAUUUCUUUUUUCUACCUUUUACAAACCAUAUUUCUACGCCUUUGCGGUUUGUUUAUUAUACGCAACCCUAUCUUGGUUGUUUCUUUUUAUAUUAUUACAUCAAAACAUCGAAAAUAUCUGAUUUUCGUUUGGUUUUGAAGAAUGUGAAUAAUCAAAAGCUCAUCCAAUCGUUUUUAGUUUUUGCUAACGGUCCCUUAGUCCUUCGGGAUCAGGCCCAAGAGUUACAAUGAGCAAAGCAGCAGUGUGCGAACCGGAAAGCAAACCAAAAGCAAGGGAACGCAACAAAUGGUAACCCAAGAACAAAUGCAUAUGUGGAACGUACAGCUUCGCGUUAGUAGGCGGUACGGAGAAACAACGGAGAAAGAUUGGAGAAAAAUAGCUCUGCGAUAGGCGAACCACGAAGAUGAAGCAGCAGGAAAAUGCAUGGAUGUUCACGAAGUGGAGGAAAAUGUUUUUUUUUUAUUUAUGUUUGUAAAUUAUUGAAGAAGUGAAGAGAAAAGAGACACUGCAAGAACGCAAAAAAUAGAAUAAAACGUAUGAAAAAGAGUAACUCACGGUGGCGUUUAGUGUGCAUGUUUGU
This is a messenger RNA of Anopheles darlingi, 13791 nucleotides long. Its product is annotated as mucin-19. The transcript is spliced from 6 exons. NCBI's taxonomy places the organism in Eukaryota, Metazoa, Arthropoda, Insecta, Diptera, Culicidae. The coding region runs from base 1809 to 8471 and encodes 2220 amino acids. The record is from RefSeq and is a predicted model, not a curated record.